Messenger RNA from Musca vetustissima, 4359 nucleotides. RefSeq names its product probable serine/threonine-protein kinase roco5 (gene cdi). Gene Ontology annotation, biological process: protein phosphorylation; actin cytoskeleton organization. The record is from RefSeq and is a predicted model, not a curated record. Lineage: Eukaryota; Metazoa; Arthropoda; Insecta; Diptera; Muscidae. The transcript has 7 exons. Gene Ontology annotation, cellular component: cytoplasm; nucleus. Bases 1 to 4359 code for a protein of 1452 amino acids. Gene Ontology annotation, molecular function: protein serine/threonine kinase activity; ATP binding.
AUGAAUUUGAAUCAACACAGUGGUCCUGGUCCGCCAUCCAUUGUAACGUCAGCUCUAACAACGUCUUUGUCGUCUUCGCUAUUGUCAUCGUCAUCGUCAUCAUCGACAUCAACUUCAAAUCAAACAACAGAAAUGCAAUCAAUGAAGAAAACCAUGCAAGUGUCAAAUUCAAAUCCUCCACCUCAGCCCACGGCGAAUGUGGUCAAGAGCAUUAGGGCUGCAACAAUGUUCACUACAAUAAAAACAGCAACAACAAAUGACAAUAAAUUAAUAUACGAUCAUGUUGAUAGUGCCAAAAGUUUUAAAUCAUCUAUACCAACAAUAACAACAACAACAAGUACUUCCAACACAACCACGUUGUCCUCUUCCUCCUCCUCCGCCUCCUCCAAAAACAGUGGCCAAUCAGCAGUACCACCACCAUCCGCAGUUAUGCGUGCUUAUGCUACAAAUCUGACCACCACCUCAACACCCACAUUACUGCUGAACGGUAGUUGCGGUGGUAGUAGCAACGGUGCUACCCUAAUAUCGGGUGAAAAUUCCACUACUUUAAAUGGUGUUGAUGGUGGCGGUAGUGUCCAUUGCAAUGGCAGUGCAACAACAAAUGGUUGCGCACCUGCAACAACAACAACGAACACAACAACAAGUGGCAUCCAACCACCACCAGUAUCGCGUACAAUAUCCUCGGAUCGUUUGGUAACGGGUCCAUCGUGUAAGGCUUUGCGCACCGCGGUUUCAGCCUUGUAUUCAGUGGAUGAUUUCGUUAAGGAGAAGAUCGGUUCGGGAUUCUUUUCAGAAGUUUAUAAGGUCACUCAUCGUACAACGGGUGAAGUUAUGGUUUUAAAAAUGAAUCAAUUACGCGCCAAUCGACCAAAUAUGCUGAGAGAAGUACAACUACUUAACAAAUUGUCACAUCCAAAUGUAUUAAGUUUUAUGGGUGUCUGUGUACAAGAAGGACAACUACAUGCCUUAACCGAGUACAUUAAUGGUGGUUCAUUGGAACAGCUGUUGGCAAAUAAAGAAGUCGUUUUAACGGCUGCAGCAAAAAUAAGACUGGCAUUGGGUGUCGCAUGUGGUAUGGCCUAUGUUCAUGAUGCUGGCAUAUUCCAUCGAGACCUGACGAGUAAAAAUGUAUUAAUACGAAAUUUACCCGGUGGACGUUUUGAAUCGGUGGUGGGUGAUUUUGGUUUGGCUACCAAAAUUCCCGAUAAAAAGGUCAAAACCCGUCUGGACUAUGUCGGCUCACCAUAUUGGGUUAGUCCGGAAUGCCUAAAAAAUCAAUUUUAUGACGAACGCAGUGAUGUCUUUUCAUUUGGUAUUAUCUGUUGUGAGAUCAUAGCUAGAAUUGAAGCAGAUCCUGAUAUAAUGCCACGUAGCGACUCCUUUGGUUUGGACUAUUUGGCAUUUGUUGAUUUGUGUCCUAUGGAUACGCCACCUGUAUUUUUAAGACUGGCUUUUCAUUGUUGUAUAUAUGAUCCCAAAAGUAGGCCUACGUUUCAUGAUGCCUCGACGAAACUUACUUUACUUUUGGAAACAUACGAGCAUGACCCGAAUUCGGGGAAUGCCACAAAUGGGGCCACAUCAUCUUCCUCAUCCACAAUCAGUGCCAGUUCAAGUCCUUUAAGUUCCUUAGAGAUGACUUGUUCGCCGAACGGCAGUGAUGCGGAAAAUAUGUGUCAAGCGAAUACCCAUAAAAAUGGUUGUACUCGUCACUUGACAACAACAAAGAAAUUAACUAACCCCAGUACAGCAAUAACCACUACACCGUGUAUUAAAACCGCUCCGGCUGGUCAAGUAACACCACGCCACAUGAAAGAAGUCAACGAAAACGGUUUCCUCUUUCCGGAAAAGGCAAGUCGCAGCAAUUCCAUAGUGAAUGGCUCUCCCUUGGAUGUUGAUGACAACUGUAGCACCAAGAAUCGUGUUAAGAGGGCGACCAAACGAUAUGAAGCUGCAGCCGAAAUGCUAAUGCAACAACAUCGCCGUUCGCUGAGUGAAAACAUUAUACACUUUCCAUUGCACACCACACCGAGCGACAAGGCCCGUUGCCAUCAAAUGAAUCGCCAACGAUCCUCCACCCAUUCACCAACUCCACCGCCCUUUGGAGGUUCGACUAGUGCCACUGCUGUCAGUGCUGCACACAUCCAGGCACGAGAAUCACCACCACCGGUGCUAACCCUGAGGAAGGUGGCUGAAACCAUGUGCCUCAAAGAUGACCUCUACAAACCUAUACGUGCCGAUCACAAUGGCGUCAAAUCAAAUCCUUUCACAGCACUGGCCCAACUUAGGCGUGUGAAAAAGGUAUUGGGUGCCAAUCCAAAAACCUAUGCUGCAGGUGUGGGCGAUUUGUUUAGUUCAUGUUUCGAGAUGUGUGCACCAUUCUUUAAGGAAAUGGCAGCAUUGCAACAGAAACCCGCGAAUGGAGUGACAGAUGAAGCUGGUGGCAAACCAGGUACAUCAGCAACAUCGCCAAACGAACCAAAGAGUCUACCAACAUCGCCGCAAUUAUCACGCAAAUACAGUGCAAUUGAACUGAAACUAUCACCAACACUACCACUUCCUCGGUGUUGCACAAACGAAGUGGACGAUGAUGAUUGUGUAGACGACUCUGAUGCCGAGCAAGAUGCAGAUGGUGGUGGCAACUGUGCCGAUGCUGAAUCAAGCAGUGACGAUUCAGCCGAACGACCUGCACCCAAUCCAGUAGCCCGAAAAUAUCGAGCCAAUUCGCUCUUUACACACCCCUUAUUUCGCGGCAAUGGCAGCACUAAAAGUACCGAAGAUCAAUGUUCGGCAAUGGCCGCCCUGGCUGCACAAACUGUUGCCGCAUCAACGUCAACGGUAGCCAUGGAAGAUUGUAACUCAUCCGAGGAUGGUUGUGAUGGUAGUGCCCUGAAAUCCUCCAAGGAUUUGCCAAUAUCCGCAUCAACACCUUCGCCCCCAACACCGCCUGCACCAACAUCAGCGCCGAUGGUUGCCACACCCGCCUCUCUAUCUUCGUGCACAGAUUUCGAUUUGAAUGACAUAAAACCCAGUGAUUUUCUGCCCACAAAGAGUUCACUGACACGCCGAGACUCCAUCGAGAGUGGGUUCUAUUCAUGUUUCAACGAGGAGUCGGAUGCUGCUACAACAUUUCGUCAAUUCAAUGGCGCCGGGGUACCUUCAUUAGGUUUGGGUUGCGGUGGCGGCAGUAGUUGUUGUUUCGAACAGCUAAAGUCACAACUAAUGUUGGACGUGGGUGCCAAUGGGGAAUUGAGUGACAAAUUGGCCAGUUUAUGCCGCUGUUGUUAUUACAGUUCUGCGUCACAAAAUGGUGGAGGCCAUCACCAGCUACUUAAUGAUUCAUCGUCCACCUCUUCGUCGGUGCUGUUAAUCGAUGAGCCGACCACAAGUAGUGGUGGUAUAAAUACUUCUUCCAGUGCAGCGGCUUUACGUUCAUUUGAUGACCUGGAAUUGCCGGAUGCCACACGCAACCAUCGUCGCUACACCUGUCAUCAUCACUUAAUGGGUGCUGGAAAUCAAAAUGAUAGCAAUUUUGCAGCCACAGCUGGUCUAAUCAAUCGUUUGGCGUUGGAUUCGGAAAUUCAUUCGUUAAUGCAACGCAGUCCCUUUGCCACCAAUCAAUUGUUGUACUGCAAAAAUCGUACCUCCUCUAUAUACACCGAUAGUUCAGAUGAUAUUAGCAGUCUGGCGGGCUCCGAUUCAUUGUUGUGGGAUGAGAGAUCAUUUGCCUAUCCGCCCAGUACACGUUCUGCACAAAUUGCCAAAAUUGUUGAGUAUUUUGAAAGAAAACGGCAAGUACCUGAUACUAUACCACCGCCACGUGGCAGCGUUAGUAGUGGUGCUGCAGGAGGCAAUAAUGGCACUGGCGGUAGUGGGUCUACGUCUUCAUCCUCUUCGAUGGCGGCAGCCGUUGCAGCCUCAGCUUUGGGUUCAUCAUAUUUGUCAUAUGAAACAAGACGUUAUUCCGACUUUAAACGUCAUGCAGCUAUUAAUUCAGAUUACGAAGCAUUUUGUUUUGAUUUGGAUAAGAAGCCAUCACAGGCCCGCUUAAUGGUGUGUGAGGGAGCCGUUAAAUCCAAAUUACAGAUAUUUGAUAAACUAAAGCAACAACAGGCAAAUUGUGCAGCAACGACGACAAAUUCAACGGCGCAUCUUGCGGGUCAUUGUAGCAAUGCCAUGCCAGCCGUGGUCAGUAAUGGUGGUACCACAAAUAGCAGCAAUACAACAGCAAUGACUGCGGGGACGACCGCAUCGUUUGCGCCCACAACAUCUAUGACAGCAUCGACUGGUUCUAUUACACCAACCCAAACUCCUACAAGUACAACGACAGCAAUAUGUUCACAAAUCAAUAGUGCUGGUUAA